AUGAUGCAAACACUACGAGAGGGAUAUAUAGAUAACCAACAUCCCCGGGAUAAGGCCACCCCCAGCGGAGCCUCGCGUUUCAAUCCAUUUACCAUGGGCGCCACACAACCUACAACAUCUGUUAAUCUCGCAUCGUCUUUUUCAGCGCCUCCACAGCCCUUUUUUGAAGAUUCCAGACCGUCAGACUCCAGCGUCUAUUUGGAUCUGGCAUCCGAACGCCAGUCGAUGCGCACGAGUCAUCGAGACUUGGAACACGAACUUUUACAGUCAAUGCGAUCUCUCGAUUUGAUGCCCAAAAGCCACGCCGUAAGUAACGAAAUACCGUCUAUUUUCGAGUCUGUUGUCGCCGGGGGCUCUAUGGCACCUCUGCCGCAGGAGAAGCAGUUUUUCAUUUUAUCUUCUGCAGGAAAGCCGGUUUACUCCAUGCAUGGGCAGGAUGAGCUAGUCAUGGGGCUUAUGGGUAUUGUCCACACCGUGAUAAGCUACUUCAAGGUGCAUAACACUAAAAUGCACUCCAUCGUAAACUCAUGUGGCAACCACGUAAAACAAAAGUUUGUCUUCCUCGAUAAGACUCCUAUCAUAUUGAUGGCAAUGUCGUCCCGCGAGGAAUCUGUCAAUGAUCUUCUGCAACAGCUCGAUUUCCUAUAUUCUUACCUCAUUUGCACGUUGAGCAGACGUCAAUUAACUCGCUUGUUUUCUAAACGCGACAACUUCGAUCUCCGUCAUUUUCUCACCAACACAGAUUUCCAAAAUUUAAAUCACAUCUGCGACUCUAUCUCAAAUGGAUUCAAUCCUGAUUUUUUGCUUGGCGCCUUAAGGUGUUUAACUCUUCGAAAAUCGACUCGUCAGACUCUACAUUCCAUCAUGCUGGCGCAGGUUCAACAUCCAGACGUUGCUGCCCAACGAAACACAAUUUUGUAUGGUUUGAUUGUGGCGCCUGGUGGCCAAUUAUGCUCAGUAUUAAGACCAAGAGGCCAUACUUUACACACCACCGACCUUCAUCUUUUAUUUUCAUUGAUUUUUAAUCAAUUCCAAGGGUUACAGGAUGAUCAGGAACUGUGGUUGCCAAUAUGCUUUCCAAAAUUUAACUCGAGUGGUUUUCUUCAUUGCUACAUAAGACUUCUAGCGCACGAAAACCCUCAAAAAAAGUCCAAGAAAACUCCCAGUCCUGAAGCUCUAGAGGCGAGUGUAGACGCACAGCAUGAAGGAGCUCACAAACUCGUGUCAUCAAAACCAGCGUUGGUACUAAUUAGUGCUCAAAAGGAGAGCUUUUUCGCCUUAAAAAAAAUUGGUCAAGGAAUCGUUAGUGAAUUACACAACAAAAAUCUCUUGGAACAAAUUGAAGCGGCUUCAACUUUGGGCUUUACUAUGGCUGACAUACCUGCUAAAUUCGUUCAUCAUUUCAUCUACAAAUCCAAAAAGCAUGUCCAAUAUAUUAUGCCACGGCUUGAUGACCUGGACCUGUAUAACAUGAGCGCGAGUGACGACGCCAGAAGUACCUUCUCAGCUAAUGAUGAGAAUGCGAGUGUUGAAAAUGAUCCUGAUCCUAUAAACAACGGUACAAGUGACGCUAAGGUUAGGCAAAAAGCCUAUCUGUACAAACUUAUGCGUUAUUAUACACAUAUUCGAAACAAUGCCAUGGACGAAAGCGGGAGCGCAUUCAAUCGAUCUACUUUAACGUUUGUUCAAUGGUCCAAUGAUGGCAUGAGGCUCAAUGAUCUUCCUCAAGGAGAGGAAGUUGAUACGUUAUGCCUUGCCUGGCUAACUCCCAAUUUUGAAUUGUUUCUGAUUUGCAAUAAUGGCGUCAGUGAUCGAAACACAAUUUUAAAAAGCGCUAAAAAUAUCGUGGACUGGUGCCGCAAAAAUGAAGAUAGGUUAUUCGUGAAAAACGGCGCGGUGUUUUGA
Messenger RNA from Lachancea nothofagi CBS 11611, 1905 nucleotides. NCBI's taxonomy places the organism in Eukaryota, Fungi, Ascomycota, Saccharomycetes, Saccharomycetales, Saccharomycetaceae. The record is from the annotation of a GenBank genome assembly.